This is a messenger RNA of Papaver somniferum (opium poppy), 2700 nucleotides long. RefSeq names its product putative F-box/FBD/LRR-repeat protein At1g66290. The record is from RefSeq and is a predicted model, not a curated record. Lineage: Eukaryota; Viridiplantae; Streptophyta; Magnoliopsida; Ranunculales; Papaveraceae. Bases 745 to 1713 code for a protein of 322 amino acids. The transcript is spliced from 3 exons.
CUCCACCUGUCCUUUCCGCUCUUUGAGUAGCUCCUCCGAUUUCCUCAAAAUGAAUUAGGUUUAGCUUACAGCGAGGGUUUAAGCAAUUGAAUUUGCAGACCAGCCAUUUCAAAGGUUUAGGGUUCCUUCCAUUUGGCUCAAGAUUGAUUCAUUUGCAGAGGGGUACCCAAUUCAUCAUCUAAGGAAGAGUUGCUUCUCAUCAGCAAUUUCUACACUCAAUAGGUACUUUUUGUUUCUAUCUUGUACUUCUGGGAUUUCAACUACAAGAUCAGCAAAAUUGGAUUUUAGGGUCUUUAUCUCAGAGUAAUUCAUUGCAAAAUUGGAGUUUAGGGUUUUUAUCUCAGAGUAAUUAUUGAAAUUGGAGAUUUUGGGGUUCUGAACAACACAUUUUGGGGGUUAAUUUAGUCUUCAGUUUAGGUUAACCUGUAAAGAAUGGAAGAAACAAGAAAUGCAUCCCCAUAUUUUAAUGGGGAAGAUAGAAUCAGUAGGUUACCUGAUGGACUAAUUCACCAUAUCAUGUCUUUCAUUGAUACUAAAUAUGCAGUUCAGACUUGUGUUUUGUCGAAACGAUGGAUUGAUAUCUGGAAAUCUCUGCCAUUUCUCAAUUUCAAUAGGAGUUUGUUUUAGCGUGAGAAUGCUGAGAAGUUCAUAACGCUUGUGGAUGUUGUAUUCAUAUUUCAUGAUGACACUGAUAUUCAGAAGUUUAGUGUGGAUUGGGAGGACUGUGAAUAUGAUAAUUCAGUGAUGAUGCAUGUUAACAGAUGGAUCUAUAAUGCCGUCAAGUAUAAUGUUCAAGAAAUAACUAUGGUAAUUGAGCAAUUGCAGAAUUCGGCAUAUGAAAUUCCUCAACGUCUUCUUAAUUGCAAGUCGCUAAAGAAGCUGGUAAUAAGAAUGUUUGAUGCUGCCAGAUAUGUAGAUAUUAUUCUGCCAAGAUCAAUGUAUUUGCCUCGGCUCAAAGUACUACUUUUAGAUGGAUUAUCAUUCUCCAAUUUGGAAUUAGCUAAAAAGCUUUUAUCAAGUUGUCCAGUUCUUAAAGAUUUAGAGAUAAUCAAUUGCGAUAUACAAUCUGAUAAUCAAAAGAUUUUGAUUGUUGAUUCCGUUAGCGUCAAGAAGUUUACUUACACUUGUUGGCUUAAUUAUACUAUGCCCAGCGUUAUCAAGCUAUGUGCUCCAAAUUUGGAAGAGUUCAAUUGCAGAUCUUUCUUCACACAAGAUUAUUCCUUAGAAAACUGUUCCCCGUUAUCCGUGGUUGAUUUAUGCAUGAUACUAGAAGAACAUGAAGAAGAUGAGAAUGCAGAAACAUAUUCUAAUCUGCCUUCAGAGGAAAAAGAAGUGUAUGCUAUACGUAUGAUGAAAAGUCUUGGAGCGGUUUAUAUGGUGAAACGUUUGAGACUAUCACCUGGAUUCCUUGAGGUUCUCUCACGAGCUCCUGACUUAUUAGACUAUCAACCACCUCGCUUAUGUAACCUAAAAUGUUUAACACUGGUAAUGUGGUCUACAAGAGGUUGCUUGCGGGCUAUAGUAUACUUACUCAGCAUUUCUCCUAACAUAGACACAAUUUACCUUGAACUAGAGAAGGUAACAUUUAACCAAGCUCUUCGUUCUAUAAAUUGGUCUGCAACGGCAACAUUUAAAUUUGUGCAACAAUUUUGGAACAUCCGAGGUUUUCUUAUUUCAGUUGUUUUGAUUGUAUUGAUUUUUGAUAUUUUUUGAUGAUCGUGAAGAUGCAUGAGCUAGUGAUUAGUAUUGCUCAUACAGAGCUCCAAGAUAUGGAACAAGACUGUCUUUCAAAACUCUCUUUUUUAUUGAUGUUCUUGUUCAGUUUUACAUUGAUACAGCACUGCCUUUUUAUAGGCUACAUUUGCCGACCCUUACCUUCUCUAGUUUUCUCUAGAUAAUACUAACUGCCGUAUCUUUUUGACUCACUUUAGACCACUCUAGUUUUGUCUGGAUAUUUCUCAUCUUAUCCCUAACUAUGUAGUUCACAUUACAACACUCUCACAUGGCAUCUCUGGACAUUUCUUUCAACUUCUUUUACUGAUUUACAACUACUAACAACUCAGUAAACUAAAUAAUUUUACCUUAAGAACAAACUUCAUUCACACUUGCAAAACUAGUCUAGAUUAUAAAUUAGUUUCCAACAGUUUGGAUAUAGUCCAAUUUAGCGGACGUUGGAGAUGACUGGGAAGCAGGAUUAUCAUUUCAGGGAAUGUUGUCUCACCUUUUGUCUGUCUUUAUCUUUGGAGCGGAUGGAUGUGAUGCUGAGUUCAAAAUUCUGAGAUUUUUGUUGAAAAAUGCAAAAAAUUUGGAGGAAGCAUCUCUAUUCUUUCGUUCCAGUGUUGGCUUGCCUGAUAGAGCUGGAAACGUUAAGCAAUUUAAGAAGCAGCUAAGAGCAGUUCCUACAGCUUCUUCAGAUGUCGAAGUGGUGUUUCAUUAAAACUUAGUAGUUGACAAUGUGAGCAGUUGAAAUGUUAAAAGAUGCAGAUACUACUCUGUCAAGAAGUAAGAAAUUACUGUGAAAGCCUAAAUAUGGGUUUAUCAUACUUUUGGAGUGAGAACCGAAUUGUGACAAUACAAGACUUCCCAUGGGAAAUCAAGUAGCUCCGCUCGGUGUUUCCUCAUUUUGUGUUUUGCCUCGCGUCUUCUUCUAUCAAAAUAGUUAUGCAAAUAUUUGGAACUGGAUUAAAUGUUAAAUAUUGA